AUGAAGUUCCCCGUUCUCCUCACUGCCGCCGCCUUUGUUGGCCAAGCCGCUGCUUUCUGGGGCCAGAUGGACACCUCUGACUGGCUUGGAAACGAAGGCGGUUCGUACAAAUACGUCUACCUGAAGGACUACAACACCGGCUCCACGUAUCGCGCCUACGUCCACGGCGGAUGGGACGCUUGUGCCUCUAACCACUGCACGGUCCAGUUCACGGAGACAAGCAAGGGCACCUACACCUUCAAUGCUCAGCUUUGGAGAACUAGCAAUGGCUGCCAUAACAUCGACUUCGAGGGCGCGCUUGAUGCUCAUCAUGGAUACUGCUGUGGUGCCUUGCCUUGUGAUCUUGCGGCGUAG
Messenger RNA from Aspergillus clavatus NRRL 1, 354 nucleotides. RefSeq lists its product as uncharacterized. Bases 1 to 354 code for a protein of 117 amino acids. Lineage: Eukaryota; Fungi; Ascomycota; Eurotiomycetes; Eurotiales; Aspergillaceae. The transcript has 2 exons. The record is from RefSeq and is a predicted model, not a curated record.